AUCCCUUUUCAACCCAUUCGAAAUCUUCCUUCCAAACCCAAAUUCCCAAUCCGAAAAAAUGGCGGCAGCUUCUUCUUUAGCUUCCUCGAUAUUGUUCUUCUUGCUGAUGGUGAUCGGCUCAGCAGCUGGUAACUUCAACCAGGACUUCGAUGUAACAUGGGGAGACGGCAGGGGAAAGAUCCUCAACAAUGGCGAUCUCCUCACCCUUUCCCUCGACAGGGCUUCCGGUUCGGGGUUCCAGUCGAAGCGCGAGUACCUGUUCGGCAAGAUCGACAUGCAGCUCAAGCUCGUGGCUGGCAACUCCGCUGGCACCGUUACUGCCUAUUACUUGUCGUCGAAAGGAUCGACGUGGGACGAAAUCGACUUCGAGUUCUUGGGGAAUUUGAGCGGGGACCCUUACAUCCUCCACACCAACGUGUUCUCCCAGGGGAAAGGAAACAGAGAGCAGCAGUUCUACCUGUGGUUCGACCCGACCGCAGAUUUCCACACUUACUCCAUCCUCUGGAACCCGCAGCGCAUCAUAUUCUCUGUGGAUGGAACCCCGAUCAGGGAGUUCAAGAACAUGGAGAACAGAGGAGUUCCGUUCCCAACAAGGCAGCCGAUGAGGAUCUACUCGAGCCUGUGGAACGCCGACGACUGGGCGACGCGCGGCGGUCUGGUGAAGACGGAUUGGUCCAAAGCUCCGUUCAUGGCUUCCUACAGGAACUUCAGAUCGGAAGCUUCCUCUGCCACGGCUCCAUGGAUGUCGCAGCAGCUAGACUCUGCGAAUCAGCAGAGGCUGGCGUGGGUGAGGAGGAACUACAUGAUUUACGACUACUGCAAGGACUCCAGGAGGUUCCCUCAGGGCUUCCCUCCAGAGUGCAAUGUCGCCUAAUUGGCUUGGCGGGACUGUGAUCACUCUGUUUCUGCGAUUAAGAGCACAAUCGUUUGUUCACCUUGUUGUGAUAUUACUGUUCUGUUUUCUCUGUUUGUUUAUGUAAUAUAUGGAACUGUAUAGUGAUAAUGUUUCAAAUCACUUUCAAUUGUUGAAAACAAGUAUACAGUGUGAAACUACAGAGAAUAAAAUUGUGUAUUAUUUUACCUUGUUCUCCACUUGUGACAAAUUACACUAACAGAAUAAAAUUGUGUAUAGGAGAAGGGGAUGUCACAAGAUCCUCUGGUUGCCAACAUGUUGACUCUAUUAGAGAGUGAUAUAAGAUGCAACGGAACCUCCUCCCAACAAUUCGAGUUAUUGGGAGCUAUUGGUUCUUGACAUGGUAUCAGAGCUGGUUUGACCAAGUGGUCGUGUAUUUGAAUCUCCACGACCCCCAAUAUUAACAUUUAAUUAAAGCACUGGUGAUUUCGCCCAUGCAAACUUCAAGCUCAUGGGUUGGUGUUUUCGUUUGAGGGGACGUGUUAGAGAGUGAUGUAAGAUCCAGCAAAAUCUUAACUCGAGCUAUUGGGAGCAACUGGUUUUUGACAGACUCGAGUAGUGCUCCCGGAUUUUAUACGUACGAGAGUCGUCAAAUGAACGGGAAGAAAUUGAAGGAGCUUGAUAAUAAUAUGAAUACGGAAGUUUUAAAUGGAUAAAAUAUGCACGACCAUAUAUACGUAUAUUAAACGAGGUAUUUACUAACUAUGAGUAUUAGGUAGUUAAGGGUAAGUAAGGUCUUUUAAUUAUUUUUAAUUUUAUCAACAGAAUUAACUGCGAACGACAAUCUGAGUCUAUAACUAUUGAUCGCAAAACAUUAAUAAUGUUCUAAGAGGUCGUUGGGUAAUUAUGGACAUGACGUGAGAACUUAAAUUGUUAAUAAAGAGAUUAUAAACCAAUGAUAAUAUUAUGCAAACCUUGAUAAACGUUGAUAAUGUCG
Messenger RNA from Linum trigynum, 1850 nucleotides. Lineage: Eukaryota; Viridiplantae; Streptophyta; Magnoliopsida; Malpighiales; Linaceae. The record is from the annotation of a GenBank genome assembly.